AUGGUCAAGUCGCUCAUUACCCAGCACUUUCAGGAUAAACAAUCGGGGGACAUGGAGCAAACCUGUGACGAACCUACUCCAGGACCCCGUCCUGUUAGGGUUCAGCUUCGGUCGAAGGUAAUCUUGCAAAGGGUGCUUAGGUUCGGUGCAGCCAAAGGGUGCACGACAAAGACUUGUCUCAACAGCAAGAGCCUCAUCAUCCUGUUGCACGGCGCUCCUGGAGUUGGCAAGACCUCGACUGCAGAAUGUGUCGCCGAAUAUUUCGACAAACCGCUCUUCCAAAUCACUUGUGGUGACCUCGGCGUGUCAGCGGGAGAUGUUGAGUCCACCCUCGAGAAACAUUUUGCCCUGGCAACCAGAUGGGGCUGCAUCCUACUGCUUGACGAAGCGGAUGUUUUCCUGACCGCAAGAAGCCCCGCCGACCAUCUCCGCAACAGUCUGGUGUCUGUAUCCUCGAGUACUACGUCGGUUGUCUGUUUCUGA
Molecule: messenger RNA, 483 nt
Organism: Chaetomium globosum CBS 148.51
Lineage: Eukaryota; Fungi; Ascomycota; Sordariomycetes; Sordariales; Chaetomiaceae
Exons: 5
Coding region: 1-483 (160 amino acids)
Molecular function (GO): ATP hydrolysis activity; ATP binding
Source: RefSeq, a predicted model, not a curated record